Erinaceus europaeus (western European hedgehog) is the source of this 2110-nucleotide messenger RNA. RefSeq names its product T-cell surface glycoprotein CD1a-like. Gene Ontology annotation, cellular component: external side of plasma membrane. The coding region runs from base 141 to 1208 and encodes 355 amino acids. The transcript is spliced from 6 exons. The record is from RefSeq and is a predicted model, not a curated record. Gene Ontology annotation, biological process: antigen processing and presentation, endogenous lipid antigen via MHC class Ib; immune response; positive regulation of T cell mediated cytotoxicity. NCBI's taxonomy places the organism in Eukaryota, Metazoa, Chordata, Mammalia, Eulipotyphla, Erinaceidae. Gene Ontology annotation, molecular function: exogenous lipid antigen binding; lipopeptide binding; endogenous lipid antigen binding.
UGGAAAAGGAACAGAUUUUAUUUGUUGCAAACAGCGUCUGAAGGGCAAUCUGUUGGUCAGAAGAGGAAGUCAGAGGAGAGUUAUUGUGGAGGAGGCUUGUUUGGAACAGAGAUCAAAGAUAGACUUUCUGAGAGAAAGGCAUGACACCUGCAAAGGAAAUGCUGUUUCUGCAACUUCCAUUGUUACUGGUUCUCCUCCCAGGUGGUAACAAUGAAGAUGGUGGGAAUUCUGGAAAUUACCCAGCCUUGAAUGAGUCGAACUGCCUCCUUAUUAUCAAGACCUUUUCCUUUUACAACCAUUCCAAGGUACAACAUCUGAGCUCAGGCUGGUUGGAUGGAUUUGAGGUAUAUGGCUGGGACAGAAGCUCAAAAAAUUUCACUUUCCUGCUCCCUUGGUCCAAAGGCAACCUCACCAACAAGGAAUGGGAAGAACUGAGAAGCUAUUUCAGUGUGUUCUCCUCUGUAUUUCCUCUAGUAUUACACAGCAAAGUCAAGGAAUGGCAGCUUGAAUACCCCUUUGAGAUACAGAUUGCUGCAGGUUGUGAGUGGCACUUUGGAGAAGACUUAGUAAACUUCAUUCGGAUUGCUUAUGAUGGAUCAGACCUCCUGAGCUACCAGAACAACUCAUGGGUGCCAUCUCCAAAGGGUGGAAGUAGGGCUCAGCAGGUCUGGGAACUACUUGAAAAAUCAAAAAUCAGCCAGGAAAUAACAGAUGGGAUCCUUCCUGACAUCUGCCCCCGCUUACUCUUAAGUCUUCUUGAUGCAGGAAAAGCAGAUCUGCAACGACAAGUCAAGCCCAAAGCCUGGCUGUCUAGUGGCCGCACUCCGGGGCCUGGCCGGUUACUCCUGGUGUGUCACAUCUCUGGUUUCCACCCAAAGCCUGUGUGGGCUGUGUGGACACGAGGCAAGCAGGAGCAGCCCAGCAUGCAGCGAAGUGAUGUCCUGCCCCAUGUGGACCACACAUGGUAUCUGCGGGUCACCUUGGAAGUGGCGGCCGGGGAGGCUGUGGGCCUGGCUUGCCGGGUGAGGCACAGCAGCCUAGGAGGCCAAGACCUCCUCCUGUACUGGGAACAGAACCACUCAAAGGACCUGACCAUUUUGGCAGUGAUGGUGCCCCUGGUGCUUCUGAAAGUGGGACUCCUGUUCUGGUCUAGAAAAUACUGGAAAUGCUGUGGGCUUCAGCCUAGUUCUUCUUUCCCUUUGGAAUGAGACCCUAGUCCUCAGUGGAAAAUUACAUUUCUCAACAGACUAGGUGGCUACCUUUCAGCAAGUGCCUUGAAGACCCUCUUGUGCUUGAUUUCUGCUGAAAUAUCAACUAAACGCAGUUUUACAGGAUUUUUUGUUCUGGCCUGUGUCCUGGGACAAUGAAACUCAAACAUCAUAUGGAAUAAAGUACUACUCACUUCCACUUAUUCAAAUAUAGAUAGACCUAUUACAUAUGUCACUUCCUCCAAGGAGUCUUCUGUAAUUUACAAGGGAACUGGUCUUUGCCUCAGUAGAAAUCCCUUCAGUAUUAAUUAUCUACCCGUUGUUGAAACUAUAUUGAACUCUUCCCCAUAUAAUUUUAAGCCUUGUGAGACUAAAGGCCAUGCCAUUUUAAUAUUUAUAUCCUUGGCAUUCAACUUAUACCACCUUUGUAGUACUUUUUCCUCCUCCUCCUUUUUUUUUUGUUUUGCCAUUAAUAACAUUAUUAUGUGGUUGAGACAUCUGAUUUUUUUCAGUAGCUGUUAUUCCUACAAAAUUUAAUUAAAUGACUUUAUUUAUGAAUGUGUUUUGUUUGUUGGCUAAUUAAAUCUGAUCUGGAGUGGCUGAUUAAGUUGUGGUAUAUAUACACAAUGGAAUACUACUCAGCUAUUAAAAAUGGUGAUUUCACAGUUUUCUGCCCAUAUUGGAUGGAACUUGAAGAAAUCAUGUUAAGUGAAAUAAGUCAGAAACAGAAGAAUGAAUAUGAGAUGAUCUUACUCUCAGGCAGAAGUUGAAAAACAAGAUUAGAAGAGAAAACAUAAGUAGAACCUGAACUGGAGUUGGCGUAUUGCACCAAAGUAAAAGACUCUGGGGUGGGUGGGUGAGGGGGGGAAAGUACAGGUCCAAAAAGGAUGACAAAGGACCUA